Juglans microcarpa x Juglans regia is the source of this 986-nucleotide messenger RNA. Its product is annotated as protein Iojap, chloroplastic. Gene Ontology annotation, biological process: negative regulation of ribosome biogenesis; negative regulation of translation. Lineage: Eukaryota; Viridiplantae; Streptophyta; Magnoliopsida; Fagales; Juglandaceae. The transcript is spliced from 5 exons. The record is from RefSeq and is a predicted model, not a curated record. The coding region runs from base 68 to 793 and encodes 241 amino acids. Gene Ontology annotation, molecular function: ribosomal large subunit binding.
AAAGCCUCUCUCAUCUUUAUAGAUGUUAUAUCCUUGUUCUGUCGUUCAUCGUUAGCCGGUUGCAACUAUGGCGGUAGGCACUAUGUUAUCUAUCGCUGGCACAGGAGCCGGCACCGCAACUGAGUUUUUCGGCGAGUUCCGGCAUCUGUGCCGUGUUGAAUCGAAGUUCCGUCAAAGACCCAAAAGGAUUUCUGUGUGCAAAUGCAUGGAUGGGAAUAAUUUUUCCCACCACAAUUGCAUUUGGAGGGUACCCAGUACCAGAAAAUUUAAUUUCAAGACAAGGGACUCGUAUUUGGUUAUGGCAAUUGGCAAAGAGAAUGUAAGUGAAGAUACAGAUGAUACAUAUGAUGACUUGUUUAAUAAAUUUGGAAAGGUGGUGUUCAGGAGAAAAGACCAAAAGCCUCACAGUGAAGAGGUUGAUGAUGAUGCUGAAAGCUUAUCAUUUGCUGUGGCUAUGGCCAAGGUUGCCAGCGAGGUCAAGGCAGCUGAUAUAAAGGUCCUCUUUGUGAAGCCUCUUGUGUAUUGGACUCGAUUUUUUAUCAUUGCCACAGCAUUUUCUCGCCCUCAGAUUGAUGCUAUUGGGUCAAAAAUAAGAGAUCUAGCUGAGAAGAAGUAUGGGAAAGUUCCAUCUGGGGACUCAAAACCCAACUCAUGGACCUUGUUGGACUUUGGUGACGUAGUAAUCCAUAUAUUUCUUCCUCAACAAAGAGCUUUCUACAACUUGGAAGAAUUUUACGGUAAUGCAACAUCCAUUGAGCUGCCUUUUGAAAACCAACCGCCAUUUCGUAGUUGAAACGUUUCUAAUUUUAUUAAAUUAUUAAAGGGUCCAUUUUAGUUGCUGCAACUUCCAGCUCUUUGUAAAGACCCCUUCAUAUUUUAAAAGUCGGCAUUAUUUAUAUUUCGUCCGACUCCGAUUCAUGUACAAUAUGUCUUUGUAGUUUGUAUUGCAAUCCAUUAGGAAAAAAAAAAAAAAAAAAUCAGAGAAA